AUGUGGUGGCAUGGGCCUAGCUACCUACAGCAUAACUCUAGCUUUUGGCCCCAUUCCGGUGUUACGCGUUCCCUGGAGAACAUUCCCGAACAAAGGAAGUGCAUCACGGCCGUCGCCAUGUCCGAUUCUUUAAUUGUGCACCAGUUACUGCGCGAUCAUUCAAAGCUCAGUAAAGCGUGCCGCAUACUCACAUAUUGUUUAAGAUUCUUCAAAUCGCAUCGUCCGAGCGAACCUACAAUUUUCGUGCCCCCCCAGGGCAUACUAACCGCACUACAAAUUAUGUGCAAACCCAUACAGCGUCAAGUCUUUUCCGCAGAAUACAAGAACCUUCAGGAAGGUCGCACCCUUCAUACAACAAGUAACGUACUAGCUUUAUCCCCAUUCAUUUGUAGCGAUGGUUUAAUACGAGUGGGUGGCAGACUAGUAAAUUCGGAGCUCAGCUCUGACGCGCGUCAUCCAAUUUUAUUGCCACGCGAUGACAUUUUAACUCAGCGUAUAAUAGAGCAAGAGCACGAGCGCAACGCUCACGCCGGCGCGCAAGCUACAAUGGCAGCAGUAAGGCAGCGUUUCUGGCCAAUUUCUCUAAGAUCCGCCACUCGAAAGGUGAUCAGAAAUUGUAUAACAUGUUUUAGAAGCAAGCCCGUGCAAUCUGAAACAAUCAUGGCAUCGUUGCCAACCGAACGAGUUAAUGCUUCGCGAUCGUUUACGCACUGCGGCGUCGAUUACGCAGGCCCAUUCAUCUUGCGAGAAUCUAAAGCACGCAAUGCUCGCACGCGUAAGGCUUAUUUGGCGGUCUUCGUAUGCUUCGCCACUAAGUGCGUGCAUCUCGAACUGGUUAGUGACCUCACGGCUGAGACAUUUAUAGCCGCACUAAAGCGAUUCGUGUCUCGCAGAGGAAAGCCGUCUUGCAUUUAUUCCGACAAUGGAACGACGUUCGUGGGUGCUCAUGCUAAUUCCUUACGAGAACACGAAACUGCAUGGAAAUUCAUUCCUCCUAACGCGCCUCAUUUUGGCGGUUUGUGGGAGGCUGCAGUCAAAGCCGCUAAGCGUCAUCUUAUCCGAAUAGUCGGGAAGACAUCCUUGUCUUUCGAAGAAUUACAAACAAUUUUUUGCGAAGUAGAGGCCAUUCUAAAUUCACGCCCUCUCACUCCGUUAACCGAAGAUCCUAACGAUCUUAGUUAUUUGACCCCAGGACAUUUCUUAAUUGGCACCGCGCUGAAUAGUUUCCCUCAUCCGGAUUUAACUAAUGUAAUACGUUGGCAGCGUGUCGAACAAGUCAGACAACAUUUUUUGCGCAGGUGGAGCCAAGAAUAUCUGCAUACCCUCCAGGAGCGAUCCAAGUGGAGGACAAACAAGGGUGAUCAGCUGACACCCAACCAAAUGGUGCUCCUGAAACAGCCGAAUCUAGCACCUCUCCAGUGGUUGUUGGGUCGCGUUGAAGAAGUUCAUCCAGGAACUGAUGGCAACGUGCGGACCGCUACCGUCCGUACCACAAAGGGUCUUUUCACUAGACCAUUAACCAAGCUUGCUAUCUUACCAAUAGAAACCUAG
Cyphomyrmex costatus is the source of this 1551-nucleotide messenger RNA. RefSeq lists its product as uncharacterized. The record is from RefSeq and is a predicted model, not a curated record. Gene Ontology annotation, biological process: DNA integration. Gene Ontology annotation, molecular function: nucleic acid binding. The coding region runs from base 1 to 1551 and encodes 516 amino acids. Lineage: Eukaryota; Metazoa; Arthropoda; Insecta; Hymenoptera; Formicidae. The transcript is spliced from 2 exons.